Molecule: messenger RNA, 1677 nt
Organism: Colletotrichum lupini
Lineage: Eukaryota; Fungi; Ascomycota; Sordariomycetes; Glomerellales; Glomerellaceae
Product: D-isomer specific 2-hydroxyacid dehydrogenase
Exons: 9
Coding region: 1-1677 (558 amino acids)
Molecular function (GO): oxidoreductase activity, acting on the CH-OH group of donors, NAD or NADP as acceptor; NAD binding
Source: RefSeq, a predicted model, not a curated record
AUGCAUUGGACUGGAAACAGUCAUCGGGUACCACCUUCCACUCCCAAGCUUUGGUAUGGUAGGUACCUCAUCAUUUUACAUCAGUCACGGCCCUCCGUCUCACAUCCCGCGUCAUUUUGGCUACUUGACAUGAGCCCAGCAGCUCUUGAUCUGGCAGCUUUCGCGUGCUUCUUUCUGCCCCGCAUCGAAAAAUCGUACUGCCCCUCCAUCCCAUCCAUCUUGCUCACACAGCAAGACCAGUACAACCCACACAUAAUGAGCUCAGCACAAGACAUCACCGGCGCAUCUGCGCAUGGAAGACAGCUCGAAGUCUCCGCUAGCUUGGGACUUUCAACUUCGCCAACCGCCACUUUCACCUCCCCCCCUUCAAGCUUCGCUAGAGCCGGCACUGCUCUUGCCCAGAGGCCAGCCCCCAAGCUUCUGAAGCCCUUCAACACCCAAGACAUCAAGAUUUUGCUUCUCGAAAAUGUCAAUCAAACAGGAAAAGAUAUCCUGACCGAGCAAGGUUACCAGGUCGAGGCUCUCAAGACCUCUCUCCCCGAAGACCAACUCAUUGAGAAGAUUCGGGACGUGCAUGUCAUUGGUAUUCGCUCCAAGACCAAGUUGACCGAGAAGGUCCUGCGUGAGGCCAAGAACCUGCUCGUCAUUGGCUGCUUCUGCAUCGGCACGAACCAGGUCAACCUCGAAUACGCUGCCGCCCACGGUAUUGCUGUCUUCAACUCCCCCUUCGCCAAUUCGCGCAGUGUUGCAGAGCUCGUUAUUGCCGAAAUUAUCACUCUGGCCCGUCAGCUUGGUGACCGCUCCAACGAGAUGCACCGCGGCACCUGGAACAAGGUCAGCUCCAAGUGCUGGGAAAUCCGUGGCAAGACGCUCGGCAUUGUGGGUUAUGGCCACAUUGGCUCGCAGCUUUCGGUCCUGGCCGAGGCUAUGGGCAUGAACGUCGUUUACUAUGAUGUCGUGAACCUGAUGGCACUAGGAACCGCGACCCAAGUGCCCACCUUAGAAGCCUUGCUCGAGGAGGCCGACUUCGUUACUUUGCACGUGCCUGAGCUGCCAGAGACUAAGAACCUGAUCUCUACUGCUCAGCUCGAGAAGAUGAAGACUGGCGCUUACUUAAUCAACGCCAGUCGCGGCAGCGUUGUCGACAUCCAGGCUCUGAUUAACGCCAUGCGCUCUGGCAAGAUCGCUGGUGCUGCUCUUGAUGUCUACCCCAACGAGCCGGCGGCCAACGGCGACUACUUUAACAGCUCACUCAACACAUGGGGCGAGGAUCUGCGUAGCCUGAACAACAUCAUUUUGACGCCACACAUUGGUGGCAGCACCGAGGAGGCCCAGCGCGCUAUUGGUGUCGAAGUUGCCGAGGCGCUUGUCCGCUAUAUCAACCAGGGCACCACGCUCAACAGUGUUAACCUGCCCGAGGUUAACCUGAGAUCAUUGACUUUGGAUGAGCCCGACCACGCUCGUGUCAUCUAUAUUCACCGCAAUGUUCCCGGUGUCUUGCGCAGAGUUAACGAGAUUCUUGGCAACCACAAUGUUGACAAGCAGAUCUCCGACAGCAGAGGCGACAUUGCAUACCUCAUGGCCGAUGUGAGCAGCGUCAAGGCCGAGGACAUCAAGGAGAUCAACGACGGUCUGGAUUCUCUGAGCUCACGCAUCAUGACCCGUGUCUUGUACUAG